Molecule: messenger RNA, 960 nt
Organism: Mucor mucedo
Lineage: Eukaryota; Fungi; Mucoromycota; Mucoromycetes; Mucorales; Mucoraceae
Exons: 4
Coding region: 1-960 (319 amino acids)
Source: RefSeq, a predicted model, not a curated record
AUGUACAGAGAAAUAACUGAGCCGGGGACAAGAUUUAAGGAAAUUAUACUUAGAAGGUUUCCUCAAGAUUUUGUAUUAGAGGGAGAGCAGUUUGGGGACCCUAUCUACAAUAAGGCUCUUGAAAUUCUUUGCCCUGUCCUAACCAGCUAUCCCGCUGACUACCGGUUUCGUGGUAAUAGCAUUUAUUAUGAUUCCAAAGCAAAACCAAAUUACCUCUGUUUAAUUGCUUCCCAUUACGCCGCUCUUGGAUUCCUUUUCUACACAACCAUCAAUUCAAAAAUUCUUUGUCAAAAUAUUCUUGGUCGUCGGUGGACUAAUCGUCAAGAUAAGAUAGCACUUUGGCGUGAAGUGAUUAACCUAAACCCGGAUUCACUUAAACACGAAGAAAAUGGCGAGCUCCAGUUUAGAGGAACUAUUCAAACGGAUGGAGUAGGUGUAACUGUGAUCAAGAAAAUAGGGGAUCGUGAGAGCAGAUACACCGAUCGUUUUGCUGUUGUGGUAGAACCAAAUCAGUACAUUUUACGAGAGAUUGCCCAAGAAACUGUUGGAAGAUGUGUUACGAUUGAUCCUGGACGAAGAGAUUUGCUAUUCUUUGUGCAUCAAAAGUCAACCGCAAACAAUCCAGUCAAGUUUCACUUUACUAAACAAGUAACAACUGCCGAAAGGCUUUUGAUUAAUCACGAUUCCUUGAAUAGAGAUAAAGUUGAACAUUAUCUUGCAAACAGGUCUAAUAUGACAGGCAUCAUCCAAAACCAAUAUGUCAACUUCCGAAUUAAUCAUCGUACUGCUCAUCCCAUGCACAGAAAACUGCGGCUAUCUGCCUAUUUUAAAAAGCAGCAAGGAAACGAGGAUCUUAUUUCAAAACUAGAUGAACAGUUCGGUGUUGAAGCUGUUUAUGUUAUGGGACAACUCAGUGCUGCCCAGCUUGUAAACGUAGAAGUCUUGAAACGUUUCCGAUGA